AUGACUUCAACAGCUGUUAGAGUCGCACUUCGUGUUCGUCCUCUGACACAAAAAGAACAGUUAUCAAACUGCACAGAAUGUAUUACAUUUAUCCAGAAUGAACCACAGAUAUUAAUAGGAAAGGAUCAUUCGUUUACUUACGACUACGUUUUUGACACAAAUACGGCACAGCACUAUAUUUACGAUACAAGUGUCGUUCCUCUAGUAGAGAAGUUUGUUGAUGGCUUCAACGCAACUAUUCUAGCCUACGGUCAAACAGGCUCAGGAAAAACCUUUAGUAUGGGAACUGCUCUCGACGAAAACACAGAUUCUGAACAGCAAGGCAUCAUUCCUCGAUUUAUCAAUGAUCUAUUCAGAAGACUUGAAAUCAAAAAGCAGGAAUCACAAGCAAAUGAAUAUAAUGUUUAUGUGUCGUUUCUAGAACUAUAUAAUGAAGAUUUUGUUGAUCUACUUAAUGCAGCAUCACAGUUACAACAGCAGCAAAACAGAAAGAGAUCUAAUUCUGUUGUUGGAAAUAAUCCUACAGCACCUGCAUGCGAAGUUCAAAUUCGUGAAGAUAUACACGGUCAAAUCUAUUGGAGUGGUGUUCGUGAAGAACAGUGCUCGAGCCCUGACGAACUAUUAAGAUAUCUCACAAAAGGCUCAUUAUGUCGUACAACCGGAUCUACAGACAUGAACUCCGUGUCUUCUAGAUCACACGCUAUUUUCUCAGUCAUUCUAAAGCAAAAGGUUCCUGACCAAGAUAGUGAAAAUCAAGAACUACGCACUAUUGUCAGCAAAUUUCACUUUGUCGACUUGGCUGGUUCUGAAAGACUAAAACGAACAAAUGCCCAAGGCAACCGUGCUCGUGAAGGUAUCUCUAUCAAUUCGGGUCUACUUGCUUUAGGCAAUGUGAUUAGUGCUCUAGGUGACGAAUCAAGAAAAUCAGUACAUGUGCCUUAUCGAGACUCCAAAUUGACCAGAUUACUUCAAGACUCGUUGGGUGGUAACUCACAGACACUCAUGAUGGCUUGUGUGUCACCUUCCGAUUCCAAUUUUUUGGAAACACUUAGUACUUUAAAAUACGCCAACAGAGCUAGAAAUAUCAAGAACAAAGUGACCAUCAAUCAAGAAUUUGCUGGGUCUUCUGUUGAAGUAAACCAAUUAAGGGCACAAGUAGCAAGACUGAAAUUAGAGUUGAAUAUUCUAAGAGCGAACGGAGGUGCAGGAGCCAAGUUGGCUGAUACCAAUAAUAACGGAAGCUCAUCCGAUAUGAUGAUCAACAAUAUGUUGUACCAUCAACAUAGUGAAACGAGUGGGUCUACUGCUGCUGCCAAGGCUCUAAAAGAAGAAAUCGACCGUCUCAAGGCCCGUGUCCGGACCAUGUCAGAUGAUAUCUGUAGAAUCACUACCGAACGAGACUCCUUACUUAUGGAAAGAGAAUUAGCUCAACACUUAAAUUCUGAGGAAUGGCCAAAUAUUAUGGACCAAUUACAGCGUAGACCCUCUUCAACUUUAUUGGACCAAUCACCUAUUAGCUCAUUGCCCAUUAUUAGUCAAUAUCAAAAGACAAUUCAAGACUUACGUGACGAAUUAGCAGAUACUCAAGAAAGACUCGCAUUUUCAGAGUCUAUCCGUGCUCCAUUAAUGCAUGCCAUGGCUAUCCCUCCAAGUGCAAAUGCUACCCCUACCCCUUCUUUUAAAACUCGCCAUCAACAACAUCAAUUGCAAAAACAACAUUCUUCCACAACCAACAGACGUCGUGGUGCUAGUAAAAAGAGACGCACACUCAAUGGAAGCACAACUACUUCUAGAAAUGUUACGUUUCGCUCUACGAGACGUUCCAAGGUUCCUAAUGUAUCAAGCGCGAGUAAUAAUAAGAAUUCUGUUGCUGCUCCCUCUAUAGAAGAAGUCGAAGUUGAUGACGAACACGAAGAUAUUGAGGCUUGGUUACAAGCUACUAUUGGUUCUAUUCAAACAUCUGAAUCUUCCGGUCUUAGAAUAGACGCUAAACAGUCUAUUAAUAACGCUCGAUCUCAGAUAGAUAAGGCCCUGAAGGUCUUGGAUGAAUUCAAGGCUAAAGAAUCUGAACAGGUUGAAUAUGAAUGUGACCUCUUAGCAGAUGAUGAAUUAUUUGUCAAGCUACAAUCGGAAGAUACUCAAAGCAUCUUUGGCGACAUUGAAGAAGACUUAAGAGCUACCAAAGAGUCUUUGGAGGAUUCUGCUACAAAUGAAGCUGCAAGAACCCCUCGUUCCAGAAUAGCUUCAACGGAUACUUUAAUGUCCAAUCUAUCUUCUAUUGAAGAUGCUGAGCUUGCAGAAUUCUAUGAAAAGAAUCCCAGCUUCCAUCGUAUGAUUGAUCAAAUACAGUCUGAUAUUCAAGUCAAUGAAGAUCUUGUCGUCCAAUUAGAAAAGACAGAAAUUGAAUAUGUUCAGAUGCGUAAGAAGUUUGAAAAGAAGCUUUAUUCUUUACGAGAUGAAAUCUUGACAUUGCGUCAACAACAACAACAACAACAGCAACAACAGCAACAACAACAACAACAACAACAGCAACAAAAGAAAGAACCACAAAACUCUGCUAAUGCAUACACCAUGAAUAGUAUUCGUCAGGCUUACGAAGUAAAGAUGAAGACGCUUAUGAAUCAACUAUCUGAACUGCGUCGUAAAUACUCUCAAACCUCAAGCACUAUCCAGUCUUCUCGUAAUCAAAAUGAAAGUAUGCUCCGUGCUCUUCGUGUCAAUGUUGAAACUCUCAAGGUUGAAAAGAAACGUAUGAUCAAGCGUAUGAAAGAUGAAGCAGAACGUGUCAAGGAGAAGUUACACACGCAUGAACGUGAAAUUCAACAAUUACGUCGCAAACAAAUUAAAGACAAUGAAAUCAGAAAGAAACUUGAACGAGAAGUUAAACAAAUGCAACUCGUCAUUGGCAAGAAGACAGACGAAUCUGUUGUUACUGCUGAAAAACUCAAAUCUUUGGUUCAAAUCCUGAAAAAGGCUGUACGUGAAGGUGGCGUUCUUGACGAAAAGAUGCUGACUAGCUGUGGUUCUCUCUUGGACAUUGGGUCUGCUAUUGUUCAGUCUUCUAAGGUUGGCCGUAUGUCUCGCACAAGACGUAGUAAUAGUAACAAGAGCAGUCGUCGUCGUCAUCAUCAGGGCAUUCCUGUUGAAGUACGUGCUGCCAAGAAGAAGGCCUUACUUGAUAAUGCUCUCUGCCAAUUUAUUCAAGGAAAGCAAGCUGUCGAAGAAAUGAGACAACUCCUUGCAAAGAGAAACGAUUUGGCUCAACGAAAAAUCGAAUAUAUCUCUGAACGUGAAUUGCUGGUCCUCGGUCAAGAUAGCAAAGAACUUUCUUCUAUUGACCAUGCCUUUAGACAAGUUAUUGAUGAGAACAUAGAAACUGUUGAAGCUGAAAUCUCCUAUCUUAAUGCUCGUAUUCAUGCUAUUCAUAACGAUGCUGCUGCAGAGAUUAUGCAAGAAGAUGAAAACGAGGAAGUUGUUGACAUAAGUAACAAGCCUAUUGAAAAGAGAGUUACCUUUGCUGACCAUCAUGAUGCUCUGGAAAAGAAGAUUGAAGAACCCGAAGAAGAUAACUGGCUUGAUAUGGAUGCACUUGAAGAACGCUACACCCUUCCUACAAGUGCUGGCCCUGAACAAUCUUUGGAAAUGAUUUCCAGGAUUCUCAAAUCUAUGGCUAAUGAUGAAGCUAGUUUUGUCAUGGAGUUGGUCAUUGAUGAUAUUGUCAUGCUUCGUAUGGAAGAACAUAACAACAAGAUGUCUAUUCAACAACUUGAAAAGUCUUCUCAAGAUUUGAGACGUACCCUCAUUGUUAUGAAGAAGGCUGCUAUUGACACAACUAUUGAAAAUGAAAAGAAACUGAAGCGUCUUCAAUUGCAACAACAAGGUGGCUCUUCUCGACGUACUUCCAUGUCAAGAGAACUCUCUUGCCCUAAAUUGAGUAGUCAGUCUUCUCCUACAAAUGAAGAUUCUAGUGACGCCGACUCUGCCAUUGAUCUUCACAAUGAAGACAAUUACCAACAUGUUGAAAGCAUGUUUGAAAAGAUUUACAACGACGGUCUCAGUGGAAAAGUAUCUUCUUAUGAUUACAAUAUGGCAAGCAUUGGCGCAGAGGCAGUUUCUCCCGUUACCUUGGCUGAAAACGAACUCAGUCCUUAUCUUCGACCACACCCAGUUCAAGCGGUUGCCAAUCUCAAGAGUGGUAGUGUUCAAGCACCCAUGAAACCAUCUACUUCCCCGCUUGUCAGCCGUCGUCGGGACUCAAUGUCUUCCCCUGAACAGUUUCUGAUGCAAAUGAUGCAGACACCAAAAGAUGCCCGCCCUCCCGCUUCACCUUUGAUGAAACCAGCUGAAUUUGCAAGAUAUCAACAAGAUCGUGAAACAUCAACCAACUCUUCUAUUCGAAGCCGAAACAAUCCCAACAUUCCUAGAAGAUCUUCUGUUCAAUCAGACAACGGAAACUGGUCUUCUGCCUAUUCUUCAAAUCAUGGUUAUAGCCAACAAAUGGUACGGGCUUCUUCUGGCGGUAAAGCUUCUUCUAUGCCACCACCUGAGCCCAUUACGGCUAUUAACAACCCACCUGCCACAAUUUUAAAUCGCCGCAGAGCAUUUUCGUUUCAGCAGCCUGCUACCAACACAUCUCCUAAUGCAGGUCCUGUGAAUACAUCAUUACGUAGACGCUCGCUUUUACGAGAGCUAACCAAUCUUCCUUCCAAUACCCCAAUGAGCAACGAAUCUAGUAGCCAAAUACCCAAAUCGCCAUUAUAUCAAUAUCAACAACAACAACAACAUUACUUGCCACAUUCACCAACAAGUAUUGAUUAUUCCAGUAAUGGUACCACCCUCAUUCCUGCUUUCAGCAGCCAAUCAAAUAAUAGCAGUACAAUGAUGUCAAUGCAACAGGGCAGGCCUCAUUCUGUGCUUGCAUUGCAUGCUGCUUCUGUUGCGCCACCAAGACCUGUUUCAAAGACUACUCUUUACCCUAGUGCCAGAAGAGAUUCUCCUAAUAACUCUUAUGAGUUGAGAAGGUCUGCUGUAACCAAUAAUGUAUUUGAUCGUUUGUCAGCAGGUCAUACACAAGCCUCUCAAGCCAAGAAGCGCCUCGGAAAUUAUCGGUACUCUUCUAGUAGCAUUGAUGACCUGAGACAACAAUGGGCAAGCGAACUUUCUGAGAGAAAUAUUAAUGACGAAUACUAG
Gilbertella persicaria is the source of this 5190-nucleotide messenger RNA. RefSeq lists its product as uncharacterized. The transcript has 9 exons. NCBI's taxonomy places the organism in Eukaryota, Fungi, Mucoromycota, Mucoromycetes, Mucorales, Choanephoraceae. Bases 1 to 5190 code for a protein of 1729 amino acids. Gene Ontology annotation, biological process: microtubule-based movement; mitotic spindle organization. Gene Ontology annotation, molecular function: ATP binding; microtubule binding; microtubule motor activity. The record is from RefSeq and is a predicted model, not a curated record.